AUGGCCCAGGCGGAGGAGAGGAUCGGCGUGCAGAUCAGGAUUUUCUCCUGGGCAUCCAUCCCCGUCGACGACAUGUACAACCAAAUCAUGGCGUGCUCGCGACAGGAGCACAUACUGCCGGAGGUCGUCAAUGGCGACGCCGCGGCGAGCGCUAGUAGCCAUGGCGGCUCCAAAUCCAAGGCCAUCUUGAUCGCGUCGCUGCAAGCAGACUACUACGACAGGAUCAAGUCGACGUACUACGAGCACGCGGCCAAGGGCGGGGGCAUGGUGGGGGUGUUCCAGCCGAGCCACGAGGAGCAGCAGAUAAUGGGGCAACGGUCGCACAACCAGAAGGCGCUCGCCGAGAUCUUCCUGCUCAGCUUCUCUAACGUGCUGCUCACCACAGGGAUAUCCACGUUCGGCUACAUGAGCAGCAGCCUCGCCGGACUGCGGCCGACGAUGCUAAUGAUCCCGAAAGACGGCAAAGUGCCUGAGCCGCCGUGCGUGCGCGCCGUGUCCAUGGAGCCGUGCUUCCACAUGACGCCCGAUGUUGAGUGCCAGGGGAAGGCAGUGAACAAGGAAGAGCUGUCUCACCACGUCAAGAAGUGUGAGGAUGUGGGCAAAGGAAUUAAACGGAAUAAAGGUAUCAAAUUAUUUGAUUAA
Molecule: messenger RNA, 642 nt
Organism: Triticum turgidum subsp. durum (durum wheat)
Lineage: Eukaryota; Viridiplantae; Streptophyta; Magnoliopsida; Poales; Poaceae
Source: the annotation of a GenBank genome assembly